Messenger RNA from Danaus plexippus (monarch butterfly), 4615 nucleotides. Its product is annotated as palmitoyltransferase ZDHHC3. Bases 250 to 1176 code for a protein of 308 amino acids. Lineage: Eukaryota; Metazoa; Arthropoda; Insecta; Lepidoptera; Nymphalidae. Gene Ontology annotation, molecular function: protein-cysteine S-palmitoyltransferase activity. Gene Ontology annotation, cellular component: endoplasmic reticulum; Golgi apparatus. Gene Ontology annotation, biological process: peptidyl-L-cysteine S-palmitoylation; protein targeting to membrane. The transcript is spliced from 6 exons. The record is from RefSeq and is a predicted model, not a curated record.
GCUGCUGACGGCCGCUGCCUGCUUGUUGACUGUCGAGUGAGAGAACGAUUUGGUUUCGUGUUUAUUGAUUUUGAAUGAAAAAUUGCAAAAUGCAAAACUGAGUAGAAAUUGAAAAUAUUCAUAAUAUCGGAGCAAGUAAUUCGUAACACGAUUGAUUAAACUAUGAAAUUUGUUAAAGGCUUUGAGUUGAAGCCUUGACCCUCAAUAUAGAUUGAUUAAAUUUUCAAGGAACAUAUCGAGUCAAGAUAAAUGAUACGAGAAUUUUAUGACAGUUCAGAUGAAGAUGAAAUGGAAAGUCAGUUUCAGAUAGAUCCAGAAUGUUUGGUUCUCACUCGACCAGCUAGGGACAUGCAUAAUCGAUGUUGCGGGGGAAAAGCUUGGUGUAUUCGGGAUAUAUGUGGUAUAAUCUGUGCAAUUCUAACAUGGCUGCUGAUCCUGUAUGCGGAGUUUGUUGUUAUGAUGGUGAUGCUUUUGCCUGGUGUAUCAACUUAUCCGUUGUACAGCUAUGUAAACAUCAUCAUCUUCCAAACCCUGGCAUUCCUGGCUUUUGCCUCCCAUUUGAGAACAAUGUUCACAGAUCCCGGUGCUGUACCAAAAGGCAAUGCGACUAAGGAAAUGAUAAAACAAAUGAGCUUCCGUGAGGGUCAGGUGAUAUUCAAGUGCACCAAAUGCUGCAGCAUCAAGCCCGAAAGGGCUCACCACUGUUCCGUAUGUCAGAGAUGUAUCAGAAAGAUGGAUCACCACUGCCCCUGGGUCAACAACUGUGUUGGAGAGAACAAUCAGAAAUAUUUUGUACUGUUCACCUUUUACAUAGCCGCUAUAUCGAUCCACUCGCUGACGCUGUCGGUGUACCAGUUCGUGACGUGCAUAAGACACGAGUGGCGUGACUGCAGCACCUAUUCGCCGCCGGCUACGGUUGUUCUGUUGCUGUUCCUAAUAGCUGAGGCACUGCUGUUCGCGAUCUUCACCGCCGUUAUGCUCGGCACACAGCUGCACGCUAUUUGGAACGAUGAAACCGGUAUCGAGCAAUUGAAGAAGGAACAGGCCCGUUGGGUCCGGAAGUCAAGAUGGAAGAGCAUACAAUCGGUAUUCGGAAGAUUCUCAAUCCUAUGGUUCUCGCCUUUCACACAACCGUCACCGAAAACUAAGCUCGAGAGCUAUCUUUAUAGCGUCUAAAAUCGUUAUAAAUAUUAAACAAAUCAAACCUUUUUGUUAAUAAGUAACAUGCAUUUAAUUAUGACAAUCGUUAUAUGUAUUCUAUAUUCGAUUUUUUAUUAAUGUCAGUUUUAUCACAGAGUAGGUUAUAUUAUUUUUAUUUUAUUUUCAAUAUACUUCAUUUUAUAUCGAUGUUUAUUUUUUUAAAAUAUAUAGAUAUAUUUUAAUUAAUUUGUAACUAUCGAAUAAAUUAAGUCAGUACAGAUGUACAGCUUGUUUUUAUCGCAAUAAUAAAAAUCAGCGAUUACAAUACAAUGCAUUCCGUAGGUUAGUAUAAACGUGGCACUAACAAAAAUAAUAUUUUUUAUAACAAUAUUUAGUAUGAAUCACACCGUUCAUCCUGUCAUAUGAUUUAUGUUGACAUUUUAAAAUUCGGCAGUUAGCUUUUAACAGUUAGUAUAAAGUAAAUAUUAAUAAAUACACUAAAAUUUUUAUCAUAAUUGUAAUUUUUUUACUCAAUAAUAUUAUUAUGACAGAACUUGAUUAAUAAUGAAUACUCUUUUUUAAAUCGCUGAUUUGAAUUUAGAAUGCAAAGGAAUCGACUUAAUUUGAAAAUGGAAUGUUACGGUUUUAGAUAAUCUGUUCUUUAAAAAGGUCACAAAUAUUUUGUUUUUGUAAUUUCUUUUUUUUUACAAACCUAUUCUGUGGUAAAUCUGUGUUUUCGGUAUUUCAGUAUUUCUUAUAUAAUAAGUGCAUCAUUAUAUAGUUGUAAGUAUUGGACCUAUCAAUGUAACGAUUUCUAAAAUUAACCUUCUAAGUAUAUAUCGCGGCCUUUAAAAUAAUACAAAAUUGACGUGAGUAAUAUAUUUAUAUGAGAGUAAUUGUAAACUAGUUUAUUUAGAGAGCGAUAGUUGUUCGUAAUAGAAAUAACUGUAACAGCUAAGCGACUGGCGGGAAAAAAAAAAUCCAAAAAAAUCCAAAAAAAAAUUACAAAAUCAUUCAAAGCGAAUGAAAGAUUUUUUUUUAAACAUAUUCGCUUUCAGUACGAAACAAUUUUCUAACUUGCAUAUCGCAGCCUAAGACUCGAUUGAAAAAGUUCAAAUCACAAAAUUAUAAUAAGCAUUUAUUAUAGAUGUAAGUGUUUUAAUGCUUCAUAUAAUAAUUUUAUAUGUAUAUCAAUGUUGUAAGUGUAAUGAACAAAGAAAGAUCUCUUGGAUUUUAAGAUCUAUUUAUUUUCACUUGUUAUAUAAAUCCCAUUUACAUAUAAAAUUAAUUCGUCCUAUGACGUUUUGGUUUUCGCGGGAUAUUUUAUGCUAUAUAAGAAUUUUUUGUGGCUAUAAUUUUCAUUCAUAUACAUAUAUAUAUAUUAAUCUCAUUAAUUAAUUUAUUUGAUGCUAUUUAUAAUUGAUACAAAUUCUUUGUAAUAUUAUAUAUAUAUAUGUUUAUUUAUAUAUAUAUAUAUAUAUAUUUUUAUAUAUGUGUUUUUCUAUUAAUAUAGAAUGUAGGAUGUGAUGAAUUUUUCACCUCAAUUAGGAUAUUAAAUGCUAUUUAUGAAUAAAUAGCUUCUUUAGUGAGAUGCUGUCGUUUAAAUGAAGAAAUUGGUGAUGAUAAUUAAUUUAUUAAAUGUUAGGUAAUAAAGUGAAUGAAUUAACUUUAGUAUUAUAUACUUAUAGCAAUUUUUUAAAUUAAUAUUAUAUAAUGGAAUUGAUGUGAUGUCAACGGGAUAAUGGAAUAUGAAAAAUUGGAUGUAUAAAAUGGUUUGAUGUCUCGGUGGUAAUUUUGAAUGUUAACGGAGAAGAAUUUUGUGAGAGUAAAGUAAGAGUUUGGUCAUAAAUUAGUAUAAGAUAUGAAUUAAAUUGAUAAUAAAGACUCAAUAUUAUGAAACACCAGCGGCAAUACUUCAGGAUAUUAAAACAACUUUAUAAUUUUUAACGUCUUAGGAUUUUUAUUACAAUAUAAGCUUAAAUAGGAUACAAUAUACUCAUUAUACAUUAUACAACUAUCACUACAGUUGUAAGAUGUAGCUUACAACUAUGGUUUAUUUAAUAAAAAAAAUUAUGGUACAUACAACUGAUCGUUCAAGUCCCUAGAAAUAGGUAUUUCGUGAUAUAGGAUGACCUUGAAUUUGUCAAAUCUAAUGAUGCAAUAAUUAUUAUUAGGUUCUUUAUGUUAUUCCAAUAAUAUAUUUUGUAUAUACGGUGUUUAUAUAAAUAAUACGAUAUAUAUUUUUUUUCUAAUAAUUGUGAUAAUUCAUUUAAUAAAUAAGGCUCGGUUCACAUUAAUGUAUGUUUUAUAGUGUAAUAUCAAGCGUCCUCUUAAAAUAUAUUUCCUUCAUGAUCAUAUAAAUUAUUAUAUCAUGUUAAAUUAACAUUCCAUUAUAAUUGUUUGAUUUUAUUAUCAUCAAAUGUUGUAAUGUUGGUAACUAAAAUUAUAUAUUUUCACACAGCUGAUUGCAAAUAGACAUGAUUCAAUAGGGUUACCACCUUGAAGUAUAAUGUGUUAUUUACAACACUGAUCUGGACCUAAUAUGUUACAUCUCAAGAUUAAGAUACAAUUAAUAUCUUAAUGGCAUAUAUAAAAUUUUGAUAAAGUUUUUUCAGUUUAUAAAUAGUAUUUAUUUAACAUCAUACAAUAAAAUAUAAAAUUAUAUUCCAUUCGAAUGAACGUAUUCAUUUUUUUUUUUGUUUUUGGCCAAGUACAUUUUUGAUAUUUAAAUACAUUUUGAGACUUAAUGAUAUACAUGAUUCACGCAUACUGACGAUAAUUGUAGCCUUUAUAAAGCCUUGUAAACAGUAUUACAUCAUAUAAGUACCGGCAAAUUAUUAUUUUAUAUAUAAUUUAUUAACAUUUUAAUAUAAGUGUAGGGGAUGUAAUGAAUAAUUCGUGUCAGAUGAUACGUUUAAAUGAGGUUUUAAUUGGUUGGCCUAUAGUCGGUCUCAGCUUUUUGGGUUAUCAAUAACAUUAUGAUAUUUUAUAAUGUUAUUGUUUCCUUUUAGUUCUUAAUGGGAUUUCUUAGUUUUGCGUCUAUGAUAUUAUAUAGUAUUUUUUUUUACUGUUACAGAAUUUAGCAAAGUAUGAGCUUGCGUGAUUUAUCUAUGUGGAUGGAUGGUAUAACUUGUUAGAUCGGGGAUACCGUCGGUGUCUGUGUUAAUUAAGGAACUAGUACUAAAUUCAUUGUUGUCGAAAACAUUUCCUAGGUGUCGUGAUUGUAGCAUAAGUCUCAUAAAAUUUUGAUUAGGUUGACGUGAGCAAAGUCAAAAACAUAAGUUCGUCACAAAAUGUAUGUCAUCUAAAAUAAUUUAGUUUUAAGUGAACGGUCUGAAAUUUUAUUUUUUCUCAUCGUUUAUAUAUAAAAAUAUUAGAAAAAUGAAAUUGUAUAUUUUGUCAUUAAUAAAAAUAAUAUCUUAAUUUUUGUUUCAUGUAUACUUCUUCGGGUAAAUACAAUUAUUAAAAAAUAAAA